AUGUGCUGAUGCUGUGGGCUGUUCUACUUUUCUUCUAUUCAUUGCCUCAUUUGUCUCUUCGAUUUUGAGUCUACGCGUAUAAGUAAACGUAUACCAUAAGUGGUACUUGAUUACAAGUUAUAGUUUAUACCUCCAUCAAGUAGCUAUACAUAUGAAUACAUACAUUUGGUUCGUUGCGUGAAAUCAUGCAGCCAUGUAGUUUACAUGAGGAAUUUUAGAUAGUAAUUGUAUCAACCAGUAUCAUGUCUGAUGCUGGUGGAGGGGAAAAUGAGGUGGACUCUCAUUCCUCUGCCCUUGCAGAACCUAGUGACUCGGUUAAUCAAAGAGAAGAUGAAGAUCCAGAUAACGAAGCUGCCUUAAAUACCAACUAUGACAGUAGCGAUGGAGCUGUACCUAUAUUCAGGUGUGAACGAUGUGACAGUUACGAAACCAUCAAUAAAACUGCUCUGAGUGCACAUCAAGACCAGUGUAUGGUUGGUGGAGAAACGAUAGAGAGCGCCGAAGGAUUAGAUGCGCCUGAAAAUUAUGCUGAAGGAGAUGAAGGACAUACAGGACAUAGAUCUCAUAGAAAAAUGUUUGAAUGCGAUGUUUGCAACAUGAAAUUUUCAAAUGGUGCUAAUAUGAGAAGGCACAAGAUGAGACACACAGGUGUAAAACCGUACGAAUGUCGUGUAUGUCAGAAAAGGUUUUUCAGAAAAGAUCAUUUGGCUGAACACUUUACAACGCAUUCGAAAACAUUGCCUUAUCAUUGCCCCAUUUGUAAUAGAGGAUUUCAACGUCAAAUUGCCAUGAGAGCCCACUUUCAAAAUGAACACGUUGGUCAACACGAUAUGGUUAAAUCAUGUCCCUUGUGUCAUUACAGAGCUUCUACAAUGAAAUGUCUCAGACUUCACUUCUUUAACCGACACGGUAUAGAUUUGGACAAUCCUGGCCCAAAUAGCUCAAAUUCAAUUUUGAACAGCUGUGCAGCUAGCGAGGCCAUGUCUUCUGCACCCUUAUCAGACAGUGGUGAUAGCACUGGAAAUCGUUCGAUUGACAAUGCAACACCUCCUAUGCAUUUUCUCACACCUCACGUCGAAAUCUCUAUUCCAUAUCCAGAAGAAAUUGGCACAGUGCUUAACGUCAGCCCUACACCAUUAAAUGGUGAUUGUCCAAAUAGUCCACAGAGUGCUGACAGCAAUAGUAAUGCACCAACCAGUAGUCAUCAUCAAUUGCCUGUUAACAAUUCGAGUAGUUACAGCACUGGAGAAGGAGAACAAAUUAUAACUCCUUCCAUAUCUUUGAUUCCAAUAAAACAAGAACCAAUUAGCAAUGGAGCGUUAAAUGAAAAUGGAACUACAUCCAGCAAUUUAAGUUUGCCAUCAAUGAUCAAAGUAUCGCCUUUAAAAUCUUUACUUCGCGAAGAUUUACGCCGCAAACUUUCAAAUAGCUCCUACUGUAACAAAAAUGUUAACAACAAUAAUAAUAAUAACAACAACAAUAACAAUACUAACAACACUCAUUUUCGAAGCGAACCAACAUCGUCAACGAGACUGGAUCCGCGAAAUGAUAGUCUUCAAUGCAGUUACUGUAGAAUAACUUUUCCAGAUCAAACUCUUUAUUUUUUACAUAAAGGUUGUCACAGUGAAAGUAAUCCUUGGAAAUGUAACAUAUGUGGUGAACAGUGUUGCAAUUUAUACCAAUUCAAUUCGCAUUUACUUAGUAAAAGCCACCAAUGAACAGACUUGCAUAUUUUAUGUUUCUCAAAUUGACUGUUUCAAUUUUUUUUAUAACUACAUCAAUUUGGUCUGCAUAUUAGCUAGUCUACUUCCGUUUUUAUCUGUAUUGUUAAAAAUUGUUUUAAUUAUGUUUGAUUGUUUCAAUUUAUUUAAUGGACUUUAAAUACUGACUCUUGGUAACAAAAAUUUUCGUCUGUAGCAAUGAAAAACUAUCUAUUAGUUUGAUUAUUGACUAGA
Molecule: messenger RNA, 1955 nt
Organism: Copidosoma floridanum
Lineage: Eukaryota; Metazoa; Arthropoda; Insecta; Hymenoptera; Encyrtidae
Biological process (GO): regulation of transcription by RNA polymerase II
Molecular function (GO): RNA polymerase II cis-regulatory region sequence-specific DNA binding; zinc ion binding; DNA-binding transcription factor activity
Source: RefSeq, a predicted model, not a curated record